Messenger RNA from Xenopus laevis (African clawed frog), 3959 nucleotides. It is a transcript of the gene tmem72.S, whose product is annotated as transmembrane protein 72 S homeolog. The transcript has 5 exons. Lineage: Eukaryota; Metazoa; Chordata; Amphibia; Anura; Pipidae. Bases 136 to 912 code for a protein of 258 amino acids. The record is from RefSeq and is a predicted model, not a curated record.
CCAGAUGUAAGUGGGCAGAACCUGCUGCACAGUCUCACCUCUCUGUUUUCAAAAUAUUCCAACAAGCAUGACUGUUUUGAUCCCAGGUUUGAUGUAUUUGAGGUUUAUGGACAGCAGAAUGUUCUGGUGAUUACAAUGAAGUGCAGCAAAUGCUGGAUAAUGUUGGAUGGCAUCUGCAGGUUCCUAGGAAUCUCUACAGCUGCAGUGUCAACUGGCAUCGGAAUCGAAACUCUACAACAGGGGCAGUUUCCCAGUUUGGGUUAUUAUUUAUUAUUUUGUUCAUGUAUAUUGUUUGUCUGCGAGGGAUCCUUCUUCUUACACCUAUUCCUCACAUCGUGUUUCAGAUGCCAGACAGAGCCUCGUCUUUAUGUGUGCUUAGGAAAAACAGGACGCAUGACAGGAUUUCAAAAAUUUGUGGGAUAUGGCCUGCUGUCAGUGGCUUGCUUUUUGCACCCAGUUUUGGUCUGGCAUGUUACUAUUCCUGGCACGAUGCUUAUUGUAACAGGUGUGGCCUAUCUCCUUCUAAGCAAGAGAAAGAAAUUCGACAAGGAAUUCAUAGCUCAAGCAGAAUGCUAUUCUGACACAUCCAGAACAGCCAUUGCAAUGACCGGAGCUGGUAAAACAGAACAAACCUAUACAUUCAAUAGCUCCGUGAAGGCAAAAAAUGACUCUCGUCUUACACAGAUGAGACGUAUACUGAAAGUCAAAUGGAACCAUCAGUGUCCCCAAAAAACAGACUCUGAUCACGUGCACAAUCCUACUGAUAUUGUCGCUAUAAAAAAACAAGUGCAUUUUGAAGUCAACAUUAUCCCUGUUGAGGAUGGGAUGGUGGAGGAUCAAGAAAGUGAGCAAGAGGAGACCAUGUCAGACACGCUUCAGAACACCUUGCCUGUAAUUAAAGGCCUUUUCUAAUGGCAAGAUGUGUGCUAAUAAUAUAUACACAGCCAAACAAACCUCAGUGCAAAAUGAACACAUAUAUAGCACAGGACUGGUUAUUUCCUGUAUAUUUUGUGCUACAUUCCAGUGUCUUUAUGAGACAAUGUUUCUGUUGUUUUUAUUUUCUUAUACUGCAGGAUAACAUAUACAUUCUUCAUGCAUAUUUUAUAUAUAAGUUAUUUAAGCUUGUUGAUCUCUUUGUAAUCCAACAUUUCUCAGAACCUUUAGCAUGGCACACAAUCAUUUUGAUCACCACAGUCUCCACAUGGGGAACCAAGACAAUCAAAAUGUUCUUUUUUACUAGUAUCCACUUUCCUUUUAGUUAAAUGGAAUAUGCACUGUUUAUGGUAAACUCUUGUUCUGGUAGGUGGGUAUCAGUCAGAAACAUUGACUUCAACAUUCCGUUAAGGGAAAAGUCUUUAUUUUACAGCAGUGUUCAGAACUUACAUAUACCUGAAUAAAACACCAUACAAUUAACAUUAACCGGAAGGUAUAAUUAGAUGAGAACAAUGGAACACAAUGUUUUUUGACCUUAAAAUAUAUCAACUGACAUACAAAAAUAAAUGCUAAUAACCAAUACAAAGAGGGCUCUGCCGAAAAGAGCUUACAAUCUUCUGCUUUAGAAGAAAAAAAUGCAAAGUAAAAGAUACCGAUUUUUACAAUACGAGUUAGAACAAAAAUAUGAAAAUAUUGUAGCAUUAGAAUAUAAAAUACUCCACUUCCCAUUAUGGUAAAUGUUUACCAUUACCACAAAGAGACUUAGUUACUGCCCCAAAUCCCCAUGUACAUGAGCCCUACAAUUCCCAUCUACCACAAAGAUUUAUAUAUAUUUUGACAUUUUGACUAGAGUAAUCAUGCUGAUAAACUCUCAAACAAAUGAUUACUGUAAACAGAAGAUUUAUAUUUUAUAUUUCAGAAAGAAUUAAAGCCGGUAAAGAGAAAAACGUUGGCCUUUUAUAUAUGACUUUCAUGUAAAUAUGACUUUUAUGUCACCUAAUAAAUGUUGACUGGCUAAAAUAAUUACUAUGAUGAGGAACUGGUUCUGGAUAUCAAAUGCUUUAUAGGGGUGAUUCACCUUUAUGUUAAAUUUUGUAUGUUAUGGAAUUGCAAAUUGUCUCUGAAUUUUCUCUACAAGCAGUGUGAUGUCAGUUUUUUAAAAAAAAGUUUUACAAAUUUCAUUCUUUAGUGAAAAGCUGAUAUGGUACUCUGUCUAAGUCAUAAAAAAUUAAGGGACAAGCCCAAAAUGUAUUUAAAGGAAAUACACAACUGUCUUACUCAAUAAUCAACAUAAAGGGGCAGAUUUAUUAUAUGGUGUUUAAAAACAGAGGAAUAAUUCACCAUAUAUCUCCUGGUAUCGGCAUGUAAAAAAAUCAUAAAAAUGGCUUCAUUUUUUUAUGCUCUUUUUCUUUAAACAACUUCAGCCAGAACUUACUUACAAAGGUCUGAAGCAGACCUGCGGCAAAUCUGGCAUUCGCAUGGUGUAAAAUAAAACACACCUUGACAAAUUUGCCCUUUAAAUAGGCUCCAAAGAGUAAUAAUAUUGACCUGAUAGUUAUUCUCUUUUUGUCCAUAGAUAUGUUUAUGAUAUCAUUCUAACACUGAUUUUAAUUAUAAUGAUAUAUGAAUAAAUUAGGGAAAUAAAAUAAAAAGCAGAGGUUGAUCAUGUUAGCAAUGUCUUGAGAUGUAGCAUAAAGGAUCUGUCUUUAGUUUACACACUAGCGCUAAAAGAAUGUUAUUAAUGAUGAGAAACUCCUUGGAGUAAAUGAUGGAUCAAUUUAGGGCGAAGGGGUUAUCAAUGUAAUGGCUUGAACACUCUGGGGACAAGGGCUGCAGGGGAGGCAGAAGCUCCUGUGACUGUCUAGUUGGCAGAUUUUCAAAACAAUAAGAUAAAUUAAAGAUGUUUCAAAAGAUGAAUACAUUUCAUUUACCAGUUACUAUGUUAAAAAUAGCAUGUCUUAAAGUGAACCUCACACAUUUUUGUAGAUUUUUUUUUAUUUAACUAUAUGUUUAAAUGUAUUACAUGUUUUUGGUGAGCUUUCCUGACACAGGUCUUCCUAGUUUCGCCUAUGAUGUGCCAUUUAAAGGAAGGCUUUAUGUAAGGGAAUGCUGGGGAAUACAUUAUUGUCCUUCAAACUGCAUGUGUCUUAUAUGCCGAUGCAUAUUUUUAUAAUUCCAUAGUUAUAUCCAUUUAUGUCAAGUUAAUAAGAUACUGGUAAGAGAAAAGAUUUUUCAGAUUUUUUUGUAUUAGUUAUUUGAAAACACAGCCUUCACUAAAUUGUAGAAAAUGGUUGGUAAUAAAUAUUAUACAGAAGCAGCAUAAUCAAGUAUAGCAUGUGGUAUUCAGCAAUUUCUCCCAGUGGGUGAAACAGAGAUAACCAAAGGGAAAAUAUGCUUUCUUCACUUGUAUGGGUUUUUUUUUUAAUAAAUAUGCCCAGGGUGAGUAUGUCACUCAAAUAUCACUAUAUUUUUUGAUGACAAGCAACCAUUAAAUAUCGUCAGAGUGUCAGUACUCUUUCAUUAUGCGGAAACCAAAGUGGCAUCUUAGCUAUAUAUUGCCAGCAACCAGCACAACCACCUGCUCUUCAGCCUUAAUAAAUGGAGCUUAUGGGUGAUAGUAUGGCAGGACCAAGAAGAUUUUCCUUCCAAGACAAUGUGAGUUCAACAAAGUUAUCCAACAAUAACUGCUAUACUGGCAAAAUUGAAUGUGCGUUUGGGUUUGCUGUUUGGGCUUUACACUUAAAUGCACAAUACUCUGUGAAAACAUGACACAAAACUAAAACAGAAAUUUAUAUGACAAUUAAAAGUUAACUUAAAGGUGAACCAUCCCUUUAUGAGCAUGAUAACAAUUGCACUGUGGUUAUUUAUAAAGUGGCCAUUUCAUUUUACAAUAAUUAAAGCAGAGAAACCGACCAGGUUAGGGUGAGAAGGAGCCAAAAAGCACUUCACGAUGCAAGACAUGCAGUGUAAAGCCUUCUGAAAACAGAAGGUAUUUACAUCCCUCAUGCUACACACAUAGUAACAUA